CGCGCAGUGCUGCGAGGCGUCGUGCGGGUCCGCUGUCAACAACACACGGACUGGGAGCAGGUGAAUGCCGGCAAAACAAACUUUCUGCCCUCGGAGGACCUACAGAAACGACGCUGUGAUUUAAAAGUUUCAAGAGGAGCACGUAUCAUCGACAGGAUUUGUUUCAUCACAAGUCCCAGUCUCCAAAGUGCACCAACUGGAUAGUAAGCCAUGUCAACCAUAGUGCCCAAACUCUCCAGCGGUGGCCCCGUUAAGAUCCGCUUGACCAGCUUGGACCUGGGCACCACCAGAUGGAAAGAGGGGACUUUUGAGAUCCUGGAAAAAGACAACAAAGUAAGCCUCUGUCUGAGAUUCAACUGUGGCGGAGCUUCAAAAACCUUUCAGCUGAACCAGAACUUGAAGACUGUUACCCAGAAUUUGACCAGAAUGGUGCUGACUCUAAAGGACAACAGUGUCAUCACUCUGGACAAGCUGCCUCCCCCUUUGGUUCAGAAGACUAAAGACUACCUGGAAAAGCUGAAGCUGGGAAAGACAAUUUUAAAAUCGUCCCAUGGAAGUGCAAACUUCAGUGUGCUCGGGAACCGCUCUGCAAAAAAUGACACCAACCCAUCAGGGGAGAGACAGAUUCCUAACAUCUUCCAGACAACACUGAGGAGGCAGAGUGCAGAAGGCCGAGAAGACACGACACCGCGGAAGCCUCUGGGCAGCCCGAGCAGAGCCGCCUCCACCCCCACUCGCUCUGGACUCUCUGAGAAUAGGAGUGAGAAGAGAAAGAGACUCCUUACCUCUGAUAGUGACCUGACUGAGGACUAUCCGAAGGAGAAUGACUCAUCAAGCAACAACAAAGCCACUUCAGAUCCAUCCAGGAAGUUUCUACUGAGCUGCAAAGAUAAGCUGAAGCAGGCAGAGGAGAACAGGAGCUCAGGUCCGCUGGGUUCAACUCCUCUUCAGCCAACAUCAUUUUACGGCAGCCGAUCAGCGACUAAAGACUACAGCCAGAGCCCUUUUUUCCUAGACAGGCCGUCAAGCACAGCACAGACCACCCCAGCCAAGAGAAGCCUAAUGCUGCCCAAUCACUCCACCCCCUUUAAGAAGGUCCGCCCCUCUCUGGACUACGGUGGCUGGAACAAACAGAGGCCUUCCACUCUGGCCCAGCCUCAGCCCCCGCUGCAAGGGUUUUCCAACCUGGGCAACACUUGCUACAUGAACGCCAUCCUGCAGUCCCUCUUCAGCCUCCCCUCCUUCUCCAACGACAUGCUGAAGCAGAGCAUCCCGUGGAAGAAGGUGCCCAUCAACGCACUGCUCAGGCGUUUCGCUCACCUCAUGGCCAAGAAGGACGUGAGCUGUCCAGAGACGAAAAAGGACCUCCUGAGGAAAGUGAAGAGUGCAAUCUCCUCCACAGCUGAACGCUUCUCUGGAAACAUGCAGAAUGAUGCUCAUGAGUUCCUGAGCCAGUGUAUGGAUCAGUUAAAGGACGACGUGGAGAAAAUGAACAAGAGCUGGACAAACGAAGCUGCAGCAUCCUCGUCGUCCUCUGCGCUGUGUGACAACGGCCAGGAGGCUCCGUCAUCGGCAGCCAAGGCGGAUCCCGGCGAGGAGGCGGACACCUCCCGCAUCUACACCUGCCCCGUGGCCGUCAACAUGGAGUUUGAGGUGCAGCACACCAUCACCUGCAAAGGCUGUGGCGAAGUUGUGACCAAGCGAGAACAGUUCAAUGACUUGUCUAUCGACCUCCCGCGGCGAAAGAAAACCCUGCCGCUUCGCUCUAUCCAGGAUUCCCUGGAUCUUUUUUUUAGGAUGGAAGAAAUUGAGUACUCGUGUGAAAAGUGCAACGGGAAAUCAGCGACUGUUACACAUAAGUUCAGCAAACUGCCCAGAGUGCUCAUCCUCCACCUGAAACGGUACAGCUUUAACGCUCAGCUAUCUAUGAACAGCAAGCUGGGUCAGCAGGUGGUGAUUCCCCGAUACCUGACCCUGCUGUCCCACUGCACCGACUCCACACGACCGCCUGUUAGUCUCGGCUGGAGUUCCCAAGCCUCCAUGUCCAGAACACUCAAAACGUCACAGUUGGUCAACUCCUCCACAGCACCUCUCCGAAGGAUUGGAGGGAAGGCGGCCAACUCCAGCUGCACGUCUAUCCUGGUGGACUCUGACUGUGAGGAGGAGCUGAACAGAAAGGUCAACACGAGUCGCAAGCGCCGCCUCAGCAGCUGUUUGCCUGACGAUGACGACCGACCGGAGGAGCGAGGAGCAACGAUAGAUUCGGCAGACUUCAGCGGCAUUAACGAUGAUGACAUGCUGGCAGCCGUGCUGGAGAUGAGUCGUCAAGAGGCCGGGCUCUCGGCUCCGCCCCCGCUGGAGGACGAGCCAACCAGCAGCCCCGACACUGGCUUUGGAGACACAGAUGCCCAUGACCUGGCCUAUCACACAGAUCUGCUGGAAACAGACAGCAAACAGCCUGCAGAUGUGCUGGAUUCCCUGGAUUUGACCAUGGAUGAGAACAAGGAGAACCAGACUCCAGAGAGCGUGCAGCAGCAGGGGGAACUGGACUGGGUCCAGCAGUACAACCUGGAUCAAGAGAGGGAAGAACAGGAGCUUCAACAGGCUCUGGCCCAGAGCCUCCAGGAGCAUGAGGCCCAAGAGAUGAGAGAGGAUGAUGAUCUGAAGAGGGCCACUGAGCUCAGUUUGCAAGAGUUUAACAACUCUCUGCCUGAGUUACUUUGCUCAGAUGAUGAUUCUGGCAACGAGGAUGUUCUGGACAUGGAGUACACUGAAGCAGAGGCUGAGAACCUGAAGAGGAACGCUGAGAGCGGAGACUUGGCCAACUCUUUCAGACUCAUCAGUGUCGUCAGUCACAUUGGGAGCAGCUCCUCCUCUGGCCAUUACAUCAGUGACGUGUACGACAUGAAGAAGCAGUCGUGGCUGACUUACAACGACCUGGACGUGUCGCGCACGCAGGAAGCAGCCGUGCAGCGAGACCGCGACCGCAGCGGAUAUAUCUUCUUCUACAUGCACAAGGAUAUGUUUGAGCAGCUGUCUGAAAUGGAGAAAUCAGGAGCCGGUAUCACUUCAGAGGCAGGCAGGAACGUCCUGCAGCCCCUCUGAGCACCGCCACACACACACUCAUCCACAGCUGUACCCCAGUAGAUGGAGCUCUCCUCUGAACAACCCUGAGAACUACUGAUUGCCGUCCUUUUGUGGUCGUCUUCAGGCACUUGUUGUCCUCUACAAAUCCCUAAAUGCUAAAUUAGCACCUGUAAAUGCCAACACAGGCGCUGCCGAGACUGUCGAGACUCUUUAAGAUACCAGAAAUGCAGUUAAAAUGUUCAGUGGAUCAAAUUUUGACUCCAUGAGUUUGGGGCUGGAGUUUUUUCUUUGCUAUGAUUUUUAUCAAACAACUGUUUUGUAAAGGUUUUUUCUUCGUUUCUUGAUACUUCUUUCAAUUUUAAUGCUGUUUCACUUCAGAUCAACUUUCACUCACCAGGUGCCACUGGUGCAUCAUAUAUUGUAUGUUUUACAGACCCUUUAUUUCCCAUAUAAACUAAAUAAAGAUAUAUUCUAUGUUGGAGUAUAAGCUA
Messenger RNA from Centropristis striata (black sea bass), 3578 nucleotides. It is a transcript of the gene usp37, whose product is annotated as ubiquitin specific peptidase 37. Gene Ontology annotation, molecular function: cysteine-type deubiquitinase activity; cysteine-type endopeptidase activity. Gene Ontology annotation, cellular component: cytosol; nucleus. The transcript is spliced from 24 exons. Gene Ontology annotation, biological process: G1/S transition of mitotic cell cycle; protein deubiquitination. The record is from RefSeq and is a predicted model, not a curated record. Bases 211 to 3105 code for a protein of 964 amino acids. NCBI's taxonomy places the organism in Eukaryota, Metazoa, Chordata, Actinopteri, Perciformes, Serranidae.